AUGAGUAAAGAAAUUGAUGACAAAACGGAAAUGAAAAAUAAACAAAAUAUAAUUUUUAAUGAGACUGAAUAUUGUGAAUAUAAAGACAAUGAUAUAAAGGGGAAUAUUAAAACAGAAAAUUUGUUAAAGAAAAAGUCACAAGAAAGUGAAUUAAAAAAUGAGAAUGUAAGAAUUUUAAAAAAUAAUAAAAUACAAAAAGAAAAUAUGCAAAAUAAUGUGCACUCAUUGGACAGUGAUUCACAUUCUUCAGAACAAAUUUAUGAUGAUAUAGAAAACAAUUCAAAUAUUAAUGCAGAAAAUGAAAAUUCAGAAUUUAAUAACUAUUUUGAAAGAAGAAAAAGUUAUCUUAUGAAAAAUGAAUAUUUAAAUAUAAAUUGUGAGCAUUUAGAGAAUCUUGGAAAUAAUGAAAUUAAAGAGGUACGUUCAACUGAAAGUAGUAGAAAAAAUAGUGAGAUAAAUGAAAAUAUUUCAGAAAAAAAUUAUCUAAGAAAUAAUUCUGAUAAUUUUGAAAGUUGCGAAUUCAGUGAUAGUUAUGUAGAUAAAAUUAAUUAUGAAAAUAGUGGAGAAUUUUGCGAAAUUUAUAAAAUUAAUAUCAAAACUGAAUCGAAACAAAGUUUUGAUACAGAAAAAAUUAUGAACAACACAGAUAUAAAUGAAAAUGCAGAAGAGAAAAGUGGCAUACAAAUAGAAUUUUAUGAUAAUACAAUAGGAAAAAGGGAAUUAUCUAAUGAAGAAAAUGAUACAAAUGUAAUGUUUUCAGUGGAAAAAAAAAUGCAUGGAGAGAAAUAUGAAGGAAAAGAAGAACAAGAAGAAGAACAAGAGGAAGAAGAACAAGAGGAAGAAGAACAAGAGGAAGAAGAACAAGAGGAAGAAGAACAAGAGGAAGAAGAACAAGAGGAAGAAGAACAAGAAGAAGAACAAGAAGAAGAACAAGAAGAAGAACAAGAAGAAGAACAAGAGGAAGAAGAACAACAAGAACAACAAGAACAAGAAGAAGAACAAGAAGAAGAACAAGAGGAAGAACAAGAGGAAGAACAACAAGAUGAAAAACAAGAAGAACAACAAGAACAACAAGAAGAAAAACAUAAGGAAGAACAAGAGGAAGAACAAGAGGAAGAACAAGAAGAAAAACAAGAAGAAAAACAUAAGGAAGAACAAGAAGAAAAACAUAAGGAAGAACAAGAGGAAGAACAAGAAGAAAAACAAGAAGAAAAAUAUAAGGAAGGACAAGAGGAAGAAGAAGAAGAAGAAGAAGAAGAAGAAGAAGAAGAAGAAGAAGAAGAACAAGAACAAGAACAAGAACAAGAAGAACAAGAACAACAACAAGAAAAAGAAAAGGAAAAAGAAAAAGAAAAAAAAGAUAAUGAAAUUGAAGAGAUAAAAAAUAAUAAAAAAAAAAAGGAAAUAAAAGCAGAAAAGAAUGAAAAAGUAAAAAAAAUUAGUAAAGUAAUAGAAGAACAUGAUAUUAUAAGUAAAAAAAUGAUAAAAUAUAAAUCAACUGAUAAUAAUGAAAAAUGUGAAAAAGAGAAAAAAAAAAAAGAUGAAAAAUUAAAAAAAAAAAGUACAAUUAAUAAUGGUAAAGAAAAUUUAAUGGAACCAGAAACAAUAAUAAAUAAAAAAAAAUUUAGAAAUGAGAAAAAGAAGAGUUUCCAAAAAGAAAAAUUUCCUUCACAAAAUAGUGCUAAUAUACUAAAAAAAGGAACAUCAUAUGAUAUUUCUGAGAAAUAUAAUAAUAACGACAUAAUUAAGGAUACUAAAGAAGAUGAAACAAUAAAAAAAGGAGAAAUAAAUGAAAAUAAAUUUGAUUUAUUUGAUUUAAAUAAAAAAAGAUUAUCUGUUUUUGAUUAUCUAAACAAGCAAGAUAAAAUAAAAAAAUAUGAAGAAUCAAACGAAGAAAAAAAAAAAAAUAAUAAUGAAAAAGAAAAAGCAAAAUCAUUUAUCAUAGAAAGUGAGAAUAGUUCGAAUGAAAGAGUAAAUUUUUCUGAAUUAUCAAAUAUUGAAUAUGAAAAUAAUAAUGUUAAUAAUUAUCAAUAUCAAAAUAAAUGCCCCAAUACAAAUGUAUCUAAUAGUCAUAUAAAUAAAAAUACAAUGAAAUUCAACGGAUAUUUAGAAACUAAAGGUCUAAUAAAACCAUCAUUUAUAAAUAAAACAAAUUAUAAAAGCUACCAAGCAACUAUUAAUACAGAUGAAAAAAAUAGUAUUAAAUAUAGACCUAAUUAUUAUAACCCUAAGUACAGUAACAAUUUGACGUCAAAUAAACAAAAUAAUUUAAAAAAUGGAAUUUUUUUAUAUAAGAAUCCCUAUCAUUUAUCAAAUGUAAAUAAUACAGAUAAGGAAAAAUAUAAUUCCAACAAAAUAUUCAGAAGAACUGUUGGGAUUCAAAUAAAUUUUAAAACAAAAAAAUUUAAUAAAGGGGUAAAUACAUCAAAUCUACAAAAUUUUAAAAAUGAAAAAAAAAAAAAAAAAUUACCCAAAAUCGAAUUUAAUCCAAUAAAAAAAACAAAUAAUUAUGAUUUUGAUGCAAUGAUCAUAAAAAAUGGUCAUAUAAUCCCAAGAAAAAAGGAUCCCUUAAAAGAAUUGUUUCAAAAAUACAACUUAUGUGAAAGGAAAAUGCCAAGUAGGAUAUUGUAG
Plasmodium relictum is the source of this 2631-nucleotide messenger RNA. Its product is annotated as conserved Plasmodium protein, unknown function. The record is from RefSeq and is a predicted model, not a curated record. The transcript has a single exon. NCBI's taxonomy places the organism in Eukaryota, Apicomplexa, Aconoidasida, Haemosporida, Plasmodiidae. The coding region runs from base 1 to 2631 and encodes 876 amino acids.